AUGGCCGGCACAUGCUCCAUGCUCUGCUUGAUUCUUAUCACGUUGUUCAUACCUCCUCUCGGUACCUGCCAGGCCAUGUCCACGCAUUCUAUCUCGAAUACGUAUACUACGCCAAUCGCAACGCAGGAACCGGCGAUGCACCACGUCGGGCGCCGGGAGUAUAUUCCGAGCGGAUUCAGCGCGGCGGUCAUCACACAACAUGACAUGCUCAACCUCAAAAAACCUAAAACAAGCCCAUCCAUGCAUAAAUAA
Molecule: messenger RNA, 252 nt
Organism: Aspergillus niger
Lineage: Eukaryota; Fungi; Ascomycota; Eurotiomycetes; Eurotiales; Aspergillaceae
Exons: 4
Coding region: 1-252 (83 amino acids)
Source: RefSeq, a predicted model, not a curated record